AUGUCUCUCAAGAACGGUAAGCCCAUUCAUUCCCAGCCAAUAGCUCAAAAGACUAAUCUGUUGCGCGCGCGCGCUGCCACAGACGCUUUCCCUUCCUCCGAGGCCUUCGAGGCCAUCAACGCCGCUCUUAGCAGCGACGAAGCCGGCCGCAAGGACGCCAUCAAGAACGGCAAGGCUGUCUUUGCCUUCACCCUCAAGAACAAGGCGGGCGAGACGGCCAGCUGGCACAUUGACCUCAAGGACAAGGGCACCGUUGAGGCUGGCCUUCCCGAGAACGCCAACGUCACUCUGUCCCUCUCCGACGAGGAUUUCGGCAAGCUCGUUACCGGCAAGGCCAAUGCCCAGCGUCUCUUCAUGUCUGGCAAGCUAAAGGUCAAGGGCGACGUCAUGAAGGCCACCAAGAUGGAGCCCAUCCUGAAGAAGGCUCAGACCAAGGCCAAGUUGUAA
Trichoderma gamsii is the source of this 447-nucleotide messenger RNA. RefSeq names its product fatty acid-binding protein. NCBI's taxonomy places the organism in Eukaryota, Fungi, Ascomycota, Sordariomycetes, Hypocreales, Hypocreaceae. The coding region runs from base 1 to 447 and encodes 148 amino acids. The transcript is spliced from 2 exons. The record is from RefSeq and is a predicted model, not a curated record. Gene Ontology annotation, cellular component: cytosol.